Messenger RNA from Carassius gibelio (silver crucian carp), 2337 nucleotides. Its product is annotated as CD209 antigen-like protein C. Lineage: Eukaryota; Metazoa; Chordata; Actinopteri; Cypriniformes; Cyprinidae. The transcript has 5 exons. Bases 196 to 1179 code for a protein of 327 amino acids. The record is from RefSeq and is a predicted model, not a curated record.
ACUAGUGUUAGAUUACUGAAUGUGGAAAUGAAAAUAUAGAAAAGGGUAAAACUCAGAGAAAAGAAACAACAUGGAUGAUGUAUAAGAAUAUGUGAAUGUCGUACGAGGUAAAGUCAGAACAGAUAUCACAGAUUCAACGCAACGAGAAUCCAGUCAUAUAUAUAUAUGACUGUAAACAUUUGAACUGCACCAUAAAUGUCUGGACGUGUGAAUGAUAUCAUGGAUAAAGGUUCAAUAAUGGACUCAGAAGACCGAAUAGAAAGGAUUGUUGAUAUCUACGUCAGUGCAGAGGCUGUAAGAGACAUGAAACAUAAGAAAGAGACAGAAGACUUCAACACAGAAGAACCCCGAACACCUCGACACACAGAAGACUUCAACACAGAAGAACCCCGAACACCUCGACACACAGGAAGUGAUGGUGUGACGAUCUCCAGAGCAGCUGGUGUGUGUUUGGGGCUGAUGUGUGUUCUUCUGAUGACUGCAGUCAUAGUGUUGUGUUUCACCUUCACUCAAGAGAGACAACAGCUGCUGACUAAGAUCACCAACCUCACUCAAGAGAAAGACCAGACACAAACCAACAAUAUGAACCUCAUUCAAGAGAGACAACAGCUGCAGACUAAGAUCACCAACCUCACAGAAGAGAGACAACAGCUGCUGACUAAGAUCACAAACCUCACUCAAGAGAGAGACCAGCUACUAACCAACAAUAUGAGCCUCACUCAAGAGAGACAACAGUUGAAGACUAAGAUCACCAACCUCACCGAAGAGAGAGACCAGUUAAAAUCAGAAAGAAAUGAUCUUAAGUUUGCAGAUGGAUGGAAGUGUCAUCAAUCCAGUCUUUACUUAUUUUCCUCUGAGAAGAAGAGCUGGACUGAGAGCAGAAGAUACUGUAGAGAGAGAGGAACAGAUCUGAUCAUCAUCAACAACAUAGAGGAACAAGAUUUUGUGAAGAAUAUUUGUGGUUCUGAUCAUUUCUGGAUUGGUUUGACUGAUGUUGAAGAGGAGGGCAGAUGGAAAUGGGUUGAUGGCAGCACACUGACCUCUGGGUUCUGGGCGUCUGGAGAGCCAAACAAUCAGGGAACAGAGGAAGACUGUGCUAACACUCGUUCAUCAGGAUGGUUUGAUACUAAAUGUGAUAGUAGUGUUAAAUGGAUCUGUGAGAAGAGUAUCCUUAAAUAAAUGAUACAUUAUAAUAAAAAUGUACAUAUAUGCAUCAUGAACAAAUAAAUAUGUCGGUAAUUUUACUUUUUUUUUUUAAUGGCACAUUAAUUAGGUUAUUCUGUAAAAACAAAUAAAAAAAAAAUAGAAAAAAAACAGUAAUAAAAAAUUUCAUAUAAAACUUUUUAAAAUAAUUUUGUUUUGAAUUUUUAGAUCUGAACUAAAAUCUGAAUGUGAAAAACAACAGCGAUGUUUCUACAGACUGAAAUAAAAUCAGAAAUACACUGAUAUAAUAGAAAUAUUCAUAAAAACAGCAUUGAUCCAAUAUUGUUAACCAAAACGAUCAUGAUUAUAGGAGUACUUGUGACGACUCGUAAAAGAGGAGGAAGCAGAUGCAGGCAAUCAGAAAUGGUAUAUGAUGAUUAAUUAAUAGUUAUUAUGAUUGAAGAUGGUAGCAAAACUCAAUGAGUACGAUGAAAACUGAGUCCAGAAUGUAGGCAAUGGUGAUAGAAGGUCUAUGGUGGCGUGAGAAGUGCUGGAUGGUGAAGUCGGUGGUGAAUGUGAAGACGGUCAAUGGAUGAAACCAGAAACAGACCGGAACACUCACACGAAGACGACAACACAAACACAAUCCAGAACACGAACACAAUCCAGAACACGAACACAAUCCAGAACACGAACACAAUCCAGAACACGAACACAAUCCAGAACACGAACACAAUCCAGAACACGAACACAAUCCAGAACACGAACACAAUCCAGAACACGAACACGGGAGACGGUAAUCCAACUUGUGUAGCUGUAACAUGAAUGAGGAUCUGACAACAGACAGAGAGAUGAGUGAGUAUUAGUAGCUGAGUGGAGAUGAGGAUCAGCUGGAGCGAGACAAUUAACACCCAGGUGACAACAAUCAACCAAACGAGCACAUGGAGACUACGUGAGUACAAAUACAAACACAAAACAUGACACGGAGGAAACAAUGGAUUUCCUACCGUGACAGUAUUACUCAGUACAUCAGUAAAGUUUGAUUUGAAAUGUGACUCUUGCAGCUUUUUUGUAAUUACAGUAUGACAAUAAACAUGAUUUACUUGUUUUCAGAAACUGGUUUAUUUCCUGAACCACGUGAAGAUGAAUAUAAAUGGAAAAUCACAUAAACAGCUUCUAAUGUUUGACUGAGAA